This is a messenger RNA of Musca vetustissima, 2548 nucleotides long. RefSeq lists its product as uncharacterized. Gene Ontology annotation, molecular function: DNA-binding transcription factor activity, RNA polymerase II-specific; RNA polymerase II transcription regulatory region sequence-specific DNA binding. The record is from RefSeq and is a predicted model, not a curated record. The annotation marks the transcript as partial. The transcript has 3 exons. Gene Ontology annotation, cellular component: nucleus. NCBI's taxonomy places the organism in Eukaryota, Metazoa, Arthropoda, Insecta, Diptera, Muscidae. Gene Ontology annotation, biological process: regulation of transcription by RNA polymerase II.
AUGCAGGUCGAGCGCAGCGAUAAAGAACUAAGAGAAUAUAUCAAAUCCAUAACGGUUCGAGUGAUGGUCGACGAGAAGCCACAAAUUGAAAGUGUGAGGAUACAACAAACAGUGGCUCCGCAACAACAACAACAGCAGCAACAACAACAUCAGCCUCAUCAACAGACUAUCCAACAGGUGACACAGCAACAACAACACCAUCAAAGUACAUCAUCGACCACCACAACGACCCGUGUUGUUCUCGAUGAAAUCCAAGGCCUUAAAUUACAGCAGAGCCAGUCGUCCACCCCGGUCCACCAAGAGGAGGAUAAGAAACCUGUACAACAGUCCCUGUUGAUACAUAAUCAACAUCGUCCUCAGCAGCAGCCUCCGCAGCAAUUGCUAAUGCACUCAGCCACCACAAGCUCCAACACCACCUCUUCCGCCUCCUCCUCAACCACCGUUAAACGGAAAUCUUCCGUAAAAAAAUCCCAACCCGCAGCCAAGAAGUUUGCCCAAAUUCAGCAGCAGCAGCAAAACAACAUUUCAACACCUGCCCUUCAGCAACAACAGCAACAGCACAUCUUACCCCAGACCACUAUAAGUUUAAAUGAGAACAACGGCACUCUGACUUUACAACAACAUAGCGGUAAUAACAAUAACAACAACACCCUCAGCCACCAGCCACGUUUGACCACCCAGACCUUGCUCAACACAAAUCCACCACAAUUAUUGCCAAUAUCCUCCUCGUCCAACAACAACCACAACAGUAAUGUCCUGCCUCAACAAAUUGUCCUGCCAAAUGGUCAGAUAAUAACCACCACCACCCAGUUGUUGGCCACAAAUGGUGGUGGUAAUUCCGGUGGACCACCCCAAUUGACCCAAAUAAUUAGCGGUAAUCCCGCCAAUCAUCUGCUCCAUCACACCACCCCCGCCCCUCCACAGUUACAACAACCCCAAUUUGCCCCCGCCCAAUUAAUACAAACCACCAGUGGUCAGACCCUGCAAUUGAUACAACAACCCAAUGGCCAACAGAUUCUGCAAUUGGUACAAAUUGUACCCCAGCGGACCUUGACGGCGGUGGGAGGUGGUACUACAGGUGGGGGUAAUGUGAUAACUACCCAUACCCUAAGUAAUGGUGGUAAUGCCACUGCGAUCCUGGAAGAUGAUCAUCUAACCAUAAUGGAUGAGGAGGCUCUUAUGGAACAAACGGAACAGCAUCUAAUCGAUGAUGAGGAGGGGGAUCAGCAGGAGGAAGAUUUGGAUGGUGGUGGUGGUCACAUGGGGGAUGAGCAGAGCAAUAAUCAUGUUCUACACCAUUCAAAUGAGCGGGAUCAAAUUUUGACCACAUCCCAUCAGCAACAACAACACCAUCAUCAAGGCCUAAUUUUACCCGAUGUCGUCGUUCAGGAAGUCAUUGAUGAUGAUGGGGAAGAUGAACUCGACGAAGAGGAUGAUAUUAUUGAAGAAAUCCACAUGGAAGAGGAAAUCUUACAGGAUGAUGGCACCAUGCUAUUGGAAACAUCAAAUGGUUCGGAAUUUAUUAGCACCACCCAUGAACAGGAGAUGGAGGAACAGCAUCAUCAUCAGAUGUUAGAUGAUGAGGACGAUGAGGCGAAUAUCUAUCAUGAGGAUAAUUCCCUGGCCCAUUACACUGUUGUGGAGGGUGGUUGCAUUGAUGAUGUGGAUGAUGUUGAAGCCAUGGAGGAGGCGGAGGUAAAUGCUGUUUUCCAGGCCGCGUGUGAUGCCAAUGAAACGGAGAUGCAACAGGCGCAGGCGCAACAGCAGCAACAACAACAGCAACAAUUUAAUAAUAAAAUUAGUAACUCCUCCUGCUCCUCCAAUCACAAUUCCCUAGAUGCCUCACCUGUCGCAAACUCCUCCUCGGCCACAAAAACAAAAUCCAGGCGUGGUGGCAACAACUCAAAUUCCAACACCUCCAACAACAAUAAUUCCAAUCGCUCCUUGGCCAACUCCCGACAAUUACAAGCCACCGCCUGUUCCAUAGCCCAGGCCGCCGGGCAGGAUGAUGAUUUCGAAAUUGAUUCCAAACUCAUUGCAGAAUUUAUUAACCAACAAACCACCAUUUUGGCUACGGGACGUUACAAGUGCAAUUUAUGUCAAAAAGAAUUUAAACAAUUUAAGGGUCUGCAGAACCACAUGCAUCAACAUUCAAAUUGGAUUCGGGCCAAUUGCAAGAAACAACCACAAUGUGAAAUAUGUCACAAGAGUUUCAAGGGCCCGGGGAUGUUACGCAUGCACAUGAAAACUCAUCAAUCGGCAGGGAAGGUACCCACCUGUCACAUUUGCAAUAAGGCUUUCAAAUCGAAAGCCAUACUCUAUCGUCAUCGGCAGACACAUCAACAGCGUUCCUAUUGUUGUGCUGUGGACAAUUGUCGUAAACAUUUUUCCACUGCCAUGACUUUGAAAUCGCACAUCGAACGUAAACAUGCCAAUUGUGCGGAUAUACCGCGAUACAAAUGUGGGGAAUGUAAUACCGUCUUCUAUGAUAUUGAAACACUGGAAGAUCAUUUUCAAAUUACCGGACAUGGUGGAGGAGGUGGAGCGG